CAAUUUGAAAAAGUUUACAUGUAGUGACAAAUCUGUAAUAGCAUGACCAGCUCCUGAUGAUUAUACAGUAUUUGGAAUUGUACAUUUCCCUGUAAGCAAGGGAUGAUAUAAUGGGCGUGAACAUGGAAAUUAUCUGCUAGUAAGGUACCACUUUGAAAGUUAUGACGAGUGAGCCUUUUCAUUGAUACGAAAUCAAAAAGGAAAUCCAAAUUUCCUACUCAUUAAAUACAAAUUGCGCAUCAUUCCGGACUAACUCACUUCAAUGCUAUUUAUCUUUACAAGCUGGCCCAAUUCAGCCCCUAUUUUGUAAGGCAUCCAGCACCAGUUUCUCAUUUGUUGAUUAUAUACUGUUUAAUCAGGAUUAAUAGAACUAAACAAUUGGUCUACUUUCUUACAAAUGACUGACACCAUUAAAAAUCCUGCGACGAUAUCAUCAAUUCUCAUACUUUCAUUAGGUUCACUGGUCAACUACAGCCUUUGAUUUUGGGCGAGAGGUGGAUUACAUCCUGGAGUGGUUGUCAUCAUAUCGCUGAGCACACGGGGAGAAACAACCAUUCGCACUCGCAUAUACGCAGUCUUGGAUGAGCUAACUUGCAUCUGUAGAGAUGUGGGGGACGCGCCGGCAAACUUGGAUCUGCACAUGGACAUCCGUGGAGUUUUACACGUGUUGGAUUAAUAUGACCACAUCGCCGAAUUGCCACCAGGCUCUCUUUCUAUUUGGGAAUAUUUAAGGCACAAAACCGGGAUCUUUUCCUGCGCAGGCGAGAAUCAUGCUUUGCAAAAUCCUUGCUUUAAUUCUCUUACAAGGUAUGUUGAGGUGUGAUGCUUGGGUCAUAUCAGAGGUCAACCCCGGGGGUGUCACGGACUCCGGCGGAGUCGCGGCUCUCAAGAAGUCUGACACGACGGAGCCCAAAUCCAGAUCCAAGCGCUGCACCUGCUAUUCCUACAAAGAUAAAGAGUGCAUCUAUUACUGCCAUUUGGACAUCAUCUGGAUCAAUACACCCGAACGUACGGUACCCUAUGGAAUGUCAAGUUACCAAGGAGCCCAGCGAAUCCGACGUGCUGCUGUUGGACGACUGGGCGAACAGGAGAAGAGAGACACUCAGCGCUGCAUAUGUGCUUCUCUUGAUGCAGACCCUGACUGCCAUCAGUUUUGUCAGCCGAGUUCCCUGCAGACUUGGGCAAAACCAAGUCUUCACAGAGUCCCGGGGCCUGGCUGACGGUUGGAUGCCUCUGCAUCUCCAGCUGUUUUCUUCAAGGAGUAGAUCCAUCCUUCGUCUUCAGCCCCAUCAUUCUCUUUGGCACACUUGCCUCCACAGGUACACUCCCCUUCAAGGAAGGAACUUUGGAGAUUGACACUGUCGACAUUCCUGAGCAUCAUAACUCUGGGAGCAAGUUCUAUCAGGCCGAGUGGUUUUAAGAACACUUCAGCAAAUUUGAUAUACAUCUCUGAAGGCUAUUCUCUUUUCUGUUCCCUCCUGAGCAGCAUAAGGAUUUCUUUCACCUUGAAAAUAUCACAUGAGCUUAUGCCAUGCUUGAGCCGACACCCUCUUUGUCGUCAUACAAUAUUUGCUAUCAUAUUGUGGACGAGAGUUGACUUUUUUUGUCGAAGACAGGGGUGUCAAACUCAUUUUUGUCGGGGGCCAUAUUGUAUUUAUGGUUUUCCUCAGAGGGGUAAUAUGACUGUGAAUCCAUAAAAAUCCUUAAAUGGCUUAUCAUAUUUACACAUGAUAUAAAUGAACUAGUUUUGGAAUCAGAAAUCAAGGGUAAUGGGUUUUUCAACUCUUGUUGAUAAUUGCUAACACAAAAAUACUUGCAAUAUCCCAAGGUCAUCAUGUAUGAUAUAACAAUUGGAAAUUUUGGUUCAGAUUUUAACCAAAAAAAUCACGGAAAUUGAUACAAAUGAUUUGCCUACGCGCUCCACAUAAAAUCAUGCGGCGGGCCGGAUCUGGGCCCCCGGACUUGAGUUUGACACCUGUGUUCAAACCAAUUACGUGAGCUGUAUUGUGCUUUCAGUAAACUAUGGGUGACACUGAUGAAAGUUCUGAAUCAAGGCACAAAUUCAGAACACAAAAAUAAUUGGAUAUCAUUCUUAUAAUCUCUGUGUUUUCUGAUACUACCUUUACUGAUAAAAUUAAUGACUCAUUUUGUACAUUAUUUUACAGAAAUAAUAUAAGUAUAUGUAUAUUAAUUAUAUAAAACAUGCUCUGUUCUGCUCUGUAACACUAACGUUCACCCCAGAUAAAUGUGAUUUUAUUUUACCUGAUUGUGCAUGACAACUAAAAUGUACUUGGAUCUUCAAUUCGGCCAGGAAGAAACAACCACCAUCAAAAAAAAAAAAAAAAAACACUCACAAGAUCACUGAAAGGCCUUUCCCCUUUCCAAAAUUUUGUAUGAUUUAUAUAUACAGUGUACAUAGUUUCAUUAACUAUGGUAAAUAAGGAUGAGAUUGACUGCCAUUGAUGGGAAAGUGACAACAUACUUCGAUAAGUUGAAAUUUUAGGAUGGAGUUUUUGAUAAUGAGAAAAACAUGGAAAAACACCAGUGAGAGCUUGUAUGUGCAAUGUGUGUUGAUUUACUGGAGGGCAUUAUUAAUAAAUCCCGACACCUCGGUUGAGAUACAAUCUUACUCUGAAGCUUGUGAAAAAAUGUGUUGCCCAAGGCUUCAACAGAUUGUGGUUCUCUAGACUUUUUAAAUUAUGAGUAUGGAGCUAAUUCACAGAGGUAAAAAAAACAAAAACAAAACAUCAACAACAAAAGCUAGCAUACAGUGAAAAGUCAAGUGUCUUGCCUCUUGUCCCAGACGCUAAAAGAAAAACCUUCAGCCUCUGGGGCAAGAAUUCCUCUCCCCUGAUGACCAAAAAUUAAGCGCUUCCUCUUCUGUGCCUUACUACUACCUGUAUGUCUCACCCACUUUUCUAAAUAGCCCCUUGACAAAUACCAAGCAAACAAUAUUUGCUUAUUUAUUUUUGACAUUCCUUAGUGAAGACAAGUCUUUAUGUUCUAUCGAUGUUUGUGAUGGUUAAAAUAAUUUUGUCAUACUGUACUCUACUGGACAGAGGAAAGGAGCACUCUGUGAAAUUUUAGUGGGUCCUGAAGCUUAUACUGGGGUUACAGUGUUGUGUAUUUAUAAUAAUUUACAAAUAUCUUUUCAAGGUUCUAUCGUAACAUUUGGGAAAGCAUUCAGUGUAAUGCAAAA
Messenger RNA from Syngnathoides biaculeatus (alligator pipefish), 3199 nucleotides. RefSeq names its product endothelin-3-like. Bases 771 to 1220 code for a protein of 149 amino acids. Gene Ontology annotation, biological process: vein smooth muscle contraction; regulation of systemic arterial blood pressure by endothelin; intracellular calcium ion homeostasis. Lineage: Eukaryota; Metazoa; Chordata; Actinopteri; Syngnathiformes; Syngnathidae. Gene Ontology annotation, cellular component: extracellular region. The transcript has 5 exons. Gene Ontology annotation, molecular function: endothelin B receptor binding; hormone activity. The record is from RefSeq and is a predicted model, not a curated record.